Molecule: messenger RNA, 5353 nt
Organism: Lagenorhynchus albirostris (white-beaked dolphin)
Lineage: Eukaryota; Metazoa; Chordata; Mammalia; Artiodactyla; Delphinidae
Gene: PAQR8
Product: progestin and adipoQ receptor family member 8
Exons: 3
Coding region: 1-1458 (485 amino acids)
Biological process (GO): response to steroid hormone
Cellular component (GO): plasma membrane
Molecular function (GO): steroid binding; nuclear steroid receptor activity
Source: RefSeq, a predicted model, not a curated record
AUGGGGUCAUGGCAAUCUCGAGAGGGCACCCACUCGAGAGAGCAAGACGGGCCACCCCAGACGGGGGCAGGUUGGGACCCCGUACCAAGCGAGCUCGGGGAGUGUUGGGACCUUGGGCGGGGGGACCAGGGAGGGGCGAACCUCGCUGACUCCACGCGGGCACCGCAGCGCCCUGUGCGUCUGUGGGCCCUCAGGCACAGACUCACAAAAGGGAGACCCGCGGGCCGGACGGGCUUUUGGUUGCACCUCGUAUUUCUGAGCUGGGUUAGAAGUGAUUUUGCCCAGGGAUCCGAUGAGAAGAGUCUGGGCUUAAAAGAACAGCUCUGGAGUGAGUUUUCAAAUGUACAGAUGAAGGAAACUUGGGGCUGGAGAUGGUUGCAUCCCCGUGUAGCCAUGACGACUGCCAUCCUGGAGCGUCUGAGCACCCUGUCUGUGAGUGGACAGCAUCUGCGCCGCCUGCCCAAGAUUUUGGAGGAUGGGCUGCCCAAGAUGCCCGGCACCGUCCUGGAGACCGACGUGCCCCAGCUCUUCCGGGAGCCCUACAUCCAUGCUGGGUACCGCCCCACUGGCCACGAGUGGCGUUACUACUUCUUCAGCCUCUUCCAGAAACACAACGAGGUGGUCAACGUCUGGACCCACUUGCUGGCGGCUCUGGCCGUCCUCUUGCGGUUCUGGGCCUUUGUGGAGGCCGAGGGCCUGCCGUGGACCUCUGCCCACGCCCUGCCCCUGCUCCUCUACGUCCUGUCCUCCAUCACUUACCUCACCUUCAGCCUCCUGGCCCACCUGCUGCAGUCCAAGUCCGAGCUCUCCCACUACACCUUCUACUUUGUGGACUACGUGGGCGUGAGCGUUUACCAGUACGGCAGUGCCCUGGUCCACUUCUUCUACACCUCCGACCAGGCCUGGUACGAGCACUUCUGGCUUUUCUUCCUGCCCGCAGCCGCCUUCUGUGGCUGGCUAUCUUGCGCCGGCUGCUGCUACGCUAAGUACCGGUACCGCAGGCCUUACCCAGUCAUGAGGAAGAUCUGUCAGGUGGUGCCGGCGGGGCUGGCCUUCAUCCUGGACAUCAGCCCCGUGGCACAUCGCGUGGUUCUGUGCCACCUGUCUGGCUGCCAGGAGCAGGCGGUCUGGUACCACUCCCUGCAGAUUGUCUUCUUCCUGGUCAGUGCCUACUUCUUCUCCUGCCCGGUUCCAGAGAAGUACUUCCCGGGUUCCUGUGACAUCGUGGGCCACGGGCACCAGAUCUUCCACGCCUUUCUGUCUGUCUGCACACUGUCCCAGCUGGAGGCCAUCCUCCUAGACUACAGGGGGCGACAGGAGAUCUUCCUGCAACGCCACAGCCCCCUGUCCAUCUACAUGGCCUGCCUCUCCUUCUUCUUCUUGGUCACCUGCAGUGCAGCCACUGCAGCCUUCUUGAGGCAAAAAAUCAAGGCCAGACUGACCAAAAAAGAUUCUUGAGGCCGGCAGGUGGGGUGCGGUGUGGAGUUGGCCUGAUAUGAUUUGGGGAAAACUUGAAUCAGCAGUAGGAGUUGACUUUUUGUUUUUUAGAGCAGGCUUUUAAAUGAGUACAUAUUUCCAAGGGUGGCUGUGGCUAUGGCCUUAGGAAGCCCAAGGGUCCAAGAGUUUUGCUGUUAUUGUUGUGAAUGAAAGUAUCCCUUUAUCCUCUGGGCUGUAGCCUUACGAGACACAGGAAGGGAAGGGACCUUGGCUAAGAUUCAUCGGACACUGAAUUAAGAACCAUCUUCAUGCCUGAAAAUUUAGUAGAAUUCCGACUGUGGCCGCCAGGGGCAAGGCCUGGUGUAAAGGGAUAAUCCAACUGGACUGGGGAAGUUAGGAGGUGGCUGGACCACACUGUAUUGAAAUGAGCAUUCUUCUGUGAUGCUGGUCUUUGGUAAUUGGGUACAUUGACCCAAGGACCCGAUUUCAUUUGGAUUUCAGAUCGUCCUGGGUGGAGAAGUCAGAAUCUUCAAGAAGAUUCCGUAAAACCCUCAGACCUCGUGAAUUACUCGGUUCGUCUCACUUCCAGUCCCUUCUCUGGCCCACUCUAGCACCGACCCUUUUCUCAGGAUGAUGUCUGCCUGGCUGUUUUCUCCCAAGUGCUGUUCACUCCCAUCUGUACCUUGCAUGAUGAUGAGAGGACGAUGAAGCAGUCAUACUUCCAGGAAAUGCUUGGAUCCAUGUGGACAUUCAGGAAACUUACUGUCAUAUAAUACUAAUGGAAACGGUAGUAGAAAAUACAGUGCCAAGAGCCAUCAGGAGGUCCAGCCAGCAAGCAUGGAUACCGUUUGGUGUCAUGGGACCCUUCUGGUUUAUACCUGUGCAUUGCAGGAUUACUUGAGAUCUGUUAGGGCUGCUUUACAUGCCAGAAGAUCUGGAGCUUUCUCCAGAGCAUCUUCUCCAGAUUUUGACCAGCAUGUUCAAAAAGCCCCUGGUAGAGUGAAUUGGUUCUGAGAGUCCCACUAGGGAUCUGAUUAUUUCAAGAGGAACUCAAGGUCCAGCCUCUUAAAUAGAUGCUGCCCCACGAAGGACCCGCAUAACUACCCUGGUUCAGGGUCCUCGGGGAGGCAGUUGUACCUCAGCUUAGAGCAGCUUAAAUUAAUCAAGCCUCAGGACAGGCACAUGUGUGCAUUCAUGGUGGAUUGGUCCCUGAAGGCUCCUUUGGGUGAGGAUGGUGAACUGGGCACCCUGUAGGCAGAAUGUUCUGUUCAGGACAUAGCUGCCCAGCAGCUUCUAUGGGGUGAGGGAGGCUUGCAGUUGAUGUGUUCUGGCCACGCAGCCCCCCUGAGGACUGCCUUCUGCACUGAUCCAGUGAAGGGGGCUGCAUUGGAACCCUCCCCAGAGGCUGUAUUUCCUAUCAAUAUAAGGUCUGUUUACUAAAAAGGGAGGUGGGUUUUCAUUCCAGUUUGAUGAACCUCCUCUCUUCCUAGAUUACUUUGUUGUCUUCAUAUCUUUGUUUUCUUCCUUUCUCUUGAGAGAUGUGUAGGGUUUGUGCCUUAUAAAUGGAAAUGUACGAACUUAAUACACUUAAUACAUGGCCUUGUGGAAUUUUCAGUUUGGGGUUAUAGGGAUAAGAAAAAAAGAAUUAAUUGCCUUCCAAACCAUGGAUGAAAAAACUUAUGAAUAUCAGAAUUGCUUAUCCAUCAGAAGACUCUUUCAACCUAUAUUUUGGAGGGAAAAAUUCAACUGAGCCUUUCCUGUAAUCUUUAUAUCAAGAAAGCGUAUGUUGGGACUUCCCUGGCAGUCCAGCGGUUAAGACUCCCCGCUUCCACUGCAGGGGGUGCGGGUUCGAUCCCUGGCCGGGGAACUAAGAUUCUGCAUGCCAUGGGGUGGCCAAAAAAAAAAAAAAAAAAGCAAGCAUAUGUCUUGUCAGUUAUGUUGUUUUCCUAGAUGGAUUUCUCCUGGGAAUCCUCAAAUACCUGAACUUCUGUGCUACCCAAGUGUCUUACACGAGCUUCUGGCAUCCAGGCCAAAUUCACCACCAAUAAAGUGAGCAACACCAAACCGGCUGAACUGAUGAACAAGGGAAUGGAAAGUUGUGUCACACAACGCUGCAAGUAGAGGGUCAGUGUUUUUUUUGGGUUUUUUUUUGCGGUAUGCGGGCCCCUCACUGUUGUGGCCUCUCCCGUUGCGGAGCACAGGCUCCAGACGCACAGGCUCAGUGGCCAUGGCUCACGGGCCCAGCCGCUCCGUGGCAUGUGGGAUCUUCCCGGACCAGGGCACGAACCCGUGUCCCCUGCAUCGGCAGGCGGACUCUCAACCACUGCGCCACCAGGGAAGCCCGAGGGUCAGUUUAAAUGGAGAUGAGAAAGUGUCUGAAAUGUCUGUAAUUAUGGAUUCAGAGACUAUCUUCUUUUAAAAAUUGGAAGGAAGAUGUAAGGCAAGCUUUUGCAUGUAACCGUGGUGGCCAUGGUGGGCAGAGAUCUUUAGGCCAAAUGCAGGUAUUUUUUAAGGGAGAAAAUACAAGGUAUAGCAGUGAUCUUCCAACGCCAUCCGCAGCCCAGUGCCAGUCUGCACACUUAUUGGUCUGUGACAAGAUACGUAUAGAGAGACACUAAACUCUUAGAUAUGAACAUAAAAUUCAUAACAUUUUGAUUUUAAUUUACCCAAGUAUUGGUCCCUCAAGUACUGGAAAUUUAAAAAAAAUUUUUUUACCAGAGAUAUUUGAGAAGAGUUGAGGGACUACUAUCUGGUUAGAAAUUCCAGUAUCUCAUGAGAAAUAGAGAAACAGGAGAUGCAGGCAUUUUUAAAUACUCAGACUCUUGAGGGGUUAAAUACUCCUUUUAAAACAUUUUCAUUCAAACGAUUGAAUCAGUAAGGAAGAGACCUAGUUUGUUUAAAAGGAAUAAUAAGUAUUUGAUAAAGGGGAUGGUUCUUCUUAUUCCACCAAAGCCAAAAGUUGACGUCUAUUGGAAAUUCUGCUGUCAUUGCUCUUUUUUACUAAGGUUUUCAACCUAUUAAAAUGUAAAUGCCUCUGGGAAAAAAACUAAACCAAACUAUUAGUCAUUUACGUCUUGGGAAUACAAUGCGUAUUGUAUGUGGCCCCCUACUCAGGGUAGAGAGAGGGAAUAACAGGAUGCAGCGAACUGGGGACCUAUUUGCCUGUUUGUUUCCCUCUUGCAAGCACUUCCUGACCUAUAUUUACUAGGGAGCUAAUGUUAAAACUCUUCAGAUGUUAGGGUUUCAUCUCCCACCUUGGCUGAAAGUACCUCACUCAGUAACACUAUUCUCAGUCCUCUACUGGAAGCUUGAAAUAGUAGGCGCUCAAGCCAUGGAAUGGAGGUAGUUCUUUCCUGCCUCUGUUGCCCACCUGUUCACCAGUUGUACCCUGAUGCUUGCAAACAUUAGGUUCUUCAGUUGCCACGCUGUAGUUUCAAAUGGGCCCUCCAGGUGGUGCUUAUGUCUUACUCAGAGAAGGCAUGGCCAUUGUCCCCAAGGCCGCCGCCUCAUUUUGUUGUUCCUAGGGUUUUGCUCGAUUGCUUGGCAAAGAAAAAAUAGAACUAUUUUCUGUUUAUAUAAAUCUACUUACACAAAUGACCAUUUAACAGAUUUUGUAAAUGCAUUAUUUUACUCUCAACAGCUACCUUGUGUCUUUGACAAGGCCUAUCUUAAAAAAAGGUUUUAUCUAGACAAACGUUACCAGAAGGAGAUCAGGACACUUCAUAGCCACCUAGAAGUAGGAAAGUAUAAAAGCUUUGAAAAAAAUCUCCGUACCCCAAAUCCCAAAAUAUUCUCCCCCUCCCCCAAAUCCCCACUUGUGAGUAGAUCAAAUUGGGCCCCCUCCCCAAAAGCUAUGGAGUUGAUUUCUCUAAGGAUUUUCAGUCUAAUUGAAUAAAUAUUUUAAUCUCAUGGACAA